AUGUUUGACAUUUUCAUUUAUCUUAGUCUAGGAGAUUUAUUUAAUAGUUUUUGGACACUCAAUAAUCGAUUCAAUAAUCUUCUUCUAUCAACUACCAAUCUGUCUCUUAUUACUUAUAAAAAUGACGAAUUAUUAUUCUCAUUAUUUGCAACAAAAAUAACUCGAUUAGUAAUCGCUUGUUAUUAUGAAAUAAUCGAUUUGAAAUAUUUUCCUCAUUUACAUUCUCUGACAUUACAUGGAGCCAAUAAUGCACAAUUAGCACAGAUUCAAUAUGAAAUCUUGCCUGAACUUGUCUAUCUGAACAUAUCAUCGCAUGAAUAUUUCUCAGAAUUGAUGCCAAUUGUUCAACAAGUGUUCUCGAAUAAAUUUUCAUAUCUUCGUUCGAUUGGUUUGGGCUAUUUUCGGACAUUCCGUCGUCGUCCAUCAUUUGUACAAACGUAUCUUCGUUCUAUUUCAAUUCUUUCUAACGAAUUAAAAGUGAUACCGCUCAUACUUGAUUAUUGUCCGUCUUUAUGUUACCUUCGAGUGUCUAUCAUUAAUGGAAUUUACAGUACUGUACUUCGUUCAGUACAGACUACCCAUCCACUCAAGAGAUUUCUCUUAUUAGAUCAAUCAAAUAAAGAAAGUUUUGAAAAUAUUAAUCAUGUUUUGACAUAUAUGCCAAAUCUUGAAUAUUUAUAUCUACAAUUUUUAUGUAAACAACCAUUGUCACAUUUGGCUCGUUCUCUCUCGAAUGAUGUUCGUCGUCUAUGUCGAUUCGAUUGUUAUAUUACAGAACCGAUUAUGAAUAAUCAAAUAAUUAGUUGUAAUUCGAUAAGAAAAUUACAUUCAUGUUUUAAUCGAAUUAAAAUUAGAAUAAAAAAUUAUGUGAAUCGAACAUAUAAAACGGAUUUUAUCGAAGAAUAA
Messenger RNA from Rotaria sp. Silwood2, 906 nucleotides. The record is from the annotation of a GenBank genome assembly. Lineage: Eukaryota; Metazoa; Rotifera; Eurotatoria; Philodinida; Philodinidae.